Messenger RNA from Ylistrum balloti, 477 nucleotides. RefSeq lists its product as uncharacterized. The coding region runs from base 1 to 477 and encodes 158 amino acids. The transcript has a single exon. Lineage: Eukaryota; Metazoa; Mollusca; Bivalvia; Pectinida; Pectinidae. The record is from RefSeq and is a predicted model, not a curated record.
AUGGCACAUUCUACACCUGUCCAACUUCACCAGAUUUACAGCAUCCAUGUACAAAUUGAAGGCAUUAUGACCCCAGUUGUAUAUGCACUACUUCCUGGAAAGAGCCAGGUUAUCUACAACCGUCUCUUCACGCUACUACAGGAUCUAAUGACACACUUCCAGAUUCUAUUCCGACUCAAUACAGCCUUCGUCGAUUUUGAGGUAGCCACACACAAUGCCAUCCUAGGUGUAUUUCAAGGUAUCACCAUUAAAGGAUGUUUUUUACACCAGUGCAUUUGGCGAAAUGCCCAGUCAACCGGACUCCAGACACUGUACAAUGACAACGAUGGCGUCAAACUACUUGUACGCCGAGCUGCUGUUCUGCCACUCAUCCCCUUAAAUCGUAUUGAGGACGUCUGGUUACAAACAUUUGAGGAAGCUGAUGAUGCUGACAUCCCACAUCUCGUGUUGUCAUUCACAGAUUACGUCACAGAGUGA